CAAAGCUUUGUCUUAUUUAAGGAAUAAUGUAGCAUAAUCUGGGUGAUCUGUAAACCCUUUGGAAAAAUUGUUAGUAAUGCAAAAACAUAAGUUUAAGGGGAGUUCUCUGAUAUGCUAGAUGUAACUUUUUAUUUAUUGUAUUUGUUCAUAUUAUUUAUAUACAAUCUAUGAAGGCAUCAUAGGUGAAAUCUUGACCUUUGUAAGAAAACAAUGCUGAGAAAUUUUAAAGUCUACCAAAAUGCUGCUAAAAUGUUUAGUUACAAAGUUUAAUUGCUGACCCAUUUUAUUUGUCACCAGUCAGCUAAAAUGGUUCACUGACACAUAUUUUGUUGGUUUCCUUUAUUAAAAUAACAAAAUUCAAGCUUGAGUUUACAAAAAAUGUACACUGUGUGAAUGCAGAAUCCUUAAAUGUGCACAGACACUCAAACGCACUUCAUUCUCUCCAUGCAUUUUAAAAUUAGUUACACAUAAAUAAUACAAGCGGGUCAUAAAGAAUGUUUAGUUAUAUACAUUUUUAAUAAUAAAAAAAAUAUAUUACAAAGUAGUUUUUUAAAAAUAUAUUCAUGUUUAUGUUUUGUUCUUAUUUUAAAACAAUGUUCAACAACACACUCACACUUUUCAGCACUUUUAAUACAAUAUUAUACAUCCAGUAAGAUUAAAUGCGUUUCUCUGUCUACAAUUAUGACUUUGCUGUACAGAUUCGCGUGCCCAGUUUAGUUUUUAUUUUGUUCGCGUCGCUUACAGUGUAAACGCUGUGCGUGCGUAAAUGCUCGCGUGAGGAUGCGCGUGCGGAGAUCCGCCACCUGAAUCACGCGCCGCAAGAGCGGCUAUAAAACAUCAGCCCUCGCGUGAUGUCGCCCUCAUGUCAAGAGGUUAUUCCAUUUUAUUGCCAUUCAGGAUGAUUUGUCUUCGUUUCAAAUAGUCUUAAUUCAAUUCAAUCUUCGGCUGUAUGUGGAUUUUGCGGUUUUCCAGAAAAUAAAACGGCUCGUUUUCAGUGUUGAGAUAUUUGGACAAUGAUUCCACCUGGAGACUGUCUGUAUGCUGGAAGGAAAAGGAGAAAACCUGUUCAGAAACAGAAACCAGAGAAAGCAGGUGAAAAAUCGAAUCCGUCCAAGCGUCACCGUGACCGUCUGAAUGCAGAGCUGGAACGGUUGGCGAGUCUGCUGCCCUUUAGUUCAGAGGUCAUCUCCAAACUGGACAAACUCUCAGUGCUGAGACUCAGCGUCAGCUUCCUGCGAGUGAAGAGCUUCUUUCAAGCGGUCCAAGAGAAAGAAAAUCACAGAAGUGAUGCCUCGAUCCCUGAGCACACGAAAGAGAUUCUGCCCCAUGUUGUAGAAAGUGAUCUUCUCCUACAGUCUCUCUCUGGAUUUGCACUGGUCGUGAGCUCAGAUGGUGUUAUUUUCUAUGCAUCGUCCACUAUCGUUGACUACCUGGGAUUUCAUCAGACAGACGUGAUGCAUCAGAAGAUCUUUGAUUAUAUCCAUGUGGCGGAGCGACAGGAGUUUCAGAGUCAGCUCCACUGGGCGAUGAACCCUGGCCAGCAAGACAACGUAGAUGAGGAUGUUGUGAUGGGUCAUAUGUACAGCGCUGAAGAGCCUGACGGUGUUCCUCCUGAACUGUCUCCGUUCCUUACGCGGUGCUUCAUCGCUCGAGUACGCUGCCUGCUGGACAGCACCUCUGGCUUUCUGAACAUGCAGUUUCAGGGCAGCCUGAAGUUCCUGCAGGGUCAGAGGAGGAAGACGGACUCUGGAGCUCUGCUGCCACCCCAGCUUGCUCUGUUUUGUGUGGCUGUUCCUAUAGUACUCCCCUCUGUCACGGAGCUAAAGAUGAAGAGUAUGAUGAUGAAAGGCAAACACAAAAGCUCUGGCAGCAGUGAUAAAAGGCAACAAGUUUCCUGUGGCUCAUUUGACAGUGAAGAUGUGCUACGUGUUAGCUGGACAAACACAUCGGGUCAUGAUGGUUCAUGGUCAGCCCUGGCCAACAGAAGGUACAGAGGAGAGAGCUGCAAAACCCAAGAUGAGCCGCUCAACUACUGUGUUUCCCCUCUGGGUGUCUCUAGGUUGCAGGCUGUUGAUGCUUCUUGGGACACCCGCUGUCCUGUUGCUUUACGCACGGACUCCAGUGAAAACUACCUGCUACCUGGAAGCUUCUAUAAACACGGCCAUUCUGGAAAAUUACGAAUUGGUUGCAACACAGAAUUGCAGAAAGUGGAAGGUUAUUGCAUCGAUGGGAAGGUGGAGAGAAGGUACAUGACGCAGAAUGAAUGUUUUAAUAUGCUUCCUGAAGCGGCAAUUAAGACAGAACAAGAUUCUGACUCUGAAAAUGGGUGUAACACAUACGGGACGCUCUGGCGCCCUGAAUAUGCACAGGUGAAAACUGAAGCUGAAUAUUAUGACUAUUGUACUUCAUAUCAAAAUGGCAAGGCUGCCGUCAGUGCUCCUAUCAAUGGACACAAGUAUCCGUGUGCAGGAGUCAGCAGACCUCUUAAGUGUGUCCUGAACAAAGACCUGAAUCACUCUGACAUGCCGAUCAGUAGUCAGGACACAUUUGUGUUUGCAAAUGCCUCCGUGGAUCAUAAAAGCUACAUGCAGCAUGAUAUCCGGAGUCGCAACUUGCUGCACACAAUUAAACGAGAACCUGACGACUCUCCACCUUGGUGUAAUGAUGUUAGUCAAGGGCAUGUGCAACAAAAUAUUACUUCAUCUUGCACUGUGAAUGCUAGUCUACACAAAGCAAACCCAUAUGUUUACAUGUAGUGACCACGUUAACAUCGCUUAUCAGUUAUAGUGCUUGCAAGGUGUAGAGAUAUCUUCUUCUUUCUGUUCUUUUAAUUCAGCCCAAAUUGCUUAAUGUAGAAACAUUUUUGUUGAUAAUUUCAAGUCUAAUGUCUUAGGUGUGUCUGAAAUUUAAAGCUGCCAUAGAAUUGAAAAUUUUAUUCACCUCGGCAUAGUUAAAUAACAAGAGUUCAGUACAUGGGAAUGACAUACAGUGAGUCUCAAACACC
Messenger RNA from Megalobrama amblycephala (Wuchang bream), 3004 nucleotides. RefSeq names its product aryl-hydrocarbon receptor repressor b (gene ahrrb). The transcript is spliced from 9 exons. Gene Ontology annotation, molecular function: transcription cis-regulatory region binding; protein dimerization activity; nuclear receptor activity. Gene Ontology annotation, cellular component: aryl hydrocarbon receptor complex; nucleus. Gene Ontology annotation, biological process: regulation of transcription by RNA polymerase II. The coding region runs from base 1014 to 2756 and encodes 580 amino acids. The record is from RefSeq and is a predicted model, not a curated record. Lineage: Eukaryota; Metazoa; Chordata; Actinopteri; Cypriniformes; Xenocyprididae.